Achroia grisella is the source of this 2413-nucleotide messenger RNA. RefSeq names its product saccharopine dehydrogenase-like oxidoreductase. Gene Ontology annotation, molecular function: oxidoreductase activity. The record is from RefSeq and is a predicted model, not a curated record. Gene Ontology annotation, biological process: glycolipid biosynthetic process. The transcript is spliced from 10 exons. The coding region runs from base 196 to 1464 and encodes 422 amino acids. Gene Ontology annotation, cellular component: lipid droplet; plasma membrane; mitochondrion. Lineage: Eukaryota; Metazoa; Arthropoda; Insecta; Lepidoptera; Pyralidae.
GUUAUUUCGCGAUUCAUCAUUUCAAAUUUAAUUUGUGCUUAAUUGUUUGAAUUGAAAAGUAAUCUGUCAUUGUUACAUUGUUACUGCACCUUUUUAAACGCUGUCAAGUCAUUUUGAAUAGCUCAUGCAUAAAAUCGUUAACUGAUAAAUGUGGAGUAAUUAAACAAAUACGCAGUGGGAUUUCUAUUGUAAAUCAUGUCGCGUUUGGAUAUAGUCAUCUUUGGUGCGACCGGCUUCACAGGCCAGAAAGCAGUGGAGGAGGUGGCUCGUGGGGGGAAGGACUAUGACACCCUGACGUGGGGCGUCGCUGGACGGUCACAGGACAAGCUUGAGUCUCUAAUUAAAGAGGUUUCCAAGAAAACAGAUCGAGACCUGUCCAAAGUGAAGUUGAUAGUGGCUGAUGUUAAGGAUGAAAAGUCGCUGAAGGAGAUGUGCUCGCAGACGAAGGUGCUGGUGAACUGCUGCGGGCCGUACCGGCUGUACGGCGAGCCUGUGGUCCGCGCCGCCAUCGAUGCGAAGACUCACUAUGUGGACGUCAGUGGAGAACCUGAGUUUAUAGAGACGAUGCAGUUGGAAUACAACGCCCAAGCUCAGGAUGCUGGUGUGUACAUAAUCAGCGCGUGUGGCUUCGACAGUAUACCCAACGAUAUGGGGGUCGUGUACCUGCAACAGAACUGGGAAGGUACUUUGAACUCCGUGGAGUCGUACUUGAGUACGUACGUGUCACCGGAGUACAGCAAGGAGGCGGUCAAGAGUGGUACCAUCAAUUAUGGAACGUGGGAGUCACUUGUCUAUGGUUUGGCAAACAGUAACAAACUGCCCGCACUCCGCAAGAAACUGUUCCCAGAGAAGAUGCCCUCAUACAAACCGAAACUGCUUCCCAGGGGUGCGCUGCAUCAGUGGGGCGGCGGGUACUGCCUUCCGUUCCCGGGCUCGGACAAUUCCAUCGUGUACCGCUCGCAACGAGGACGCUACGAGGCCGGAUAUCGGCCCGUACAGUUUCGGGCAUACGUCAAGUUUUCGAGCCUCAUGGAGACAGUGCUAUUGGCGUUUGUUGGCGUAUUGCUUUACGCCAUGACAAGAACCAAAUGCACCACGAAACUGCUGCUGAACUACCCCCGGUUCUUCUCCGGAGGAAUGGUCACAAAGGAAGGUCCCAAGGAAGAAGUUAUUAACAAUACGCACUUUGAAUUCCAAUUGGUUGGAAAGGGAUGGCAGAAAGACGACGAUAUAGAAGCCACGGCCCCUAAUAAAACAAUAAUCGGGAAGGUGUCAGGUGUCAACCCUGGAUAUGGAGCAACGGUGGUAGCUCUCUUACAUUCCGCUCUGACUAUCCUGCGGGAGAAGGAGAAGAUGCCCGGCAACGGUGGUGUGCUGACAACGGCUCUAGCCUUCUGGGACACCACUCUCAUCAGGCGUCUCAACGAAAAUAAUCUGAAAUUCGAAAUUGUGGAGAAAAAAUAAAGAUUUAAUUGAUUUAUGGUCUCCAACGAUGGUCGAUGGCACCAAAAAAGAAAUUUUAACUUUGCACGUCAGCACAAUUUUAACAGUUUUAUAAUCGUCUAUAAUCAACAAUAAUUACAUUUUUUUUUGCUUAUUUAAUAUAUUGUUUACGACUUUGGAAGCUUUUCACAAUCCACCAAAAAUUCGAUAAAUUUGUAUUUGGAUUUUGGUUAUUUGAAAUUAAUUAAUAUAUUGUAAAACACUCGAAAAUCUAGUUAUAAGUAUUUAUAUAUUUAAAAUAUUUCUAAUUUAAUAAUUAAUAAUUAAAUGUUAUUCUUAAAAAAGAAAUUGGCGUUACUAUCAUUGAAAAGUGAAUACUGUUUUUGGAAUUGAAAAAAGGAAUUUUUAUUGAAUGUCGGAAUAGAAAUAAGAAAGAAUUUUUAAUGUUUACAUCUCAAAUUUAAAAGGUGAAAUUAAGAUAUUUUAACGAUUGGGUUAAAAAUUUAUGUUACUUAAAAUUUCAUUGUCAUGGUAAGAAAUUGUAGUGUUAAAAUUAAGAAUUAUUAAAGUUCUAAAGUGAUAUAGUUAAAGAUGAUUAAUUUUGAUUAAAAUUUAGGGGAGUCUUUAGAGUUAUAUUUAUAAGGGGUAAUAUUUCUGUGUGAUACAAGACAAAUAUAUAUUUGAGGGGUGUAGGACACCCCGCAGGUAGGUAGAGCGACCGUAGGGUUGAGACCAGAAGGGCUGAAGAUCGUGCCCAGGGGGUGCCUUGAGAGAAUGACUAGUGGACUGAUGUUGGUAUGAUGAUGAUGAUGAUGAUGAUGAUGAUGAUGAUGUCAUAUUUGAAUAUCUUUUUAUUAUUUAUUAUCAUAUGCAUUUAUUUUUGUAAAAGCUCUAUUAUUAAAAAUCCUUACAACUGCUUAUAUUUUAGAUUAAAAAAAAUAAUUAUUUACGCAUUUAAUGUUAAGAUAUA